This is a messenger RNA of Culex pipiens pallens (northern house mosquito), 1214 nucleotides long. Its product is annotated as serine/arginine-rich splicing factor 7-like. The coding region runs from base 209 to 961 and encodes 250 amino acids. Lineage: Eukaryota; Metazoa; Arthropoda; Insecta; Diptera; Culicidae. Gene Ontology annotation, molecular function: zinc ion binding; RNA binding. The record is from RefSeq and is a predicted model, not a curated record. The transcript is spliced from 3 exons.
CACGCAUCCUCCUCGCCGCGGCUUUUUUCACCCAUCAUUCAGCUCCGGGAUUGUGCUCGGGAUUGGGUCUUGUUUCUGUGGUGCGCGAAAAAUCCCUUCACCGGGAAGUGGCCAACCGUCCGUAGAGUGCCGGGAAACGUCGCAGCGGGAGUUGAAGUUCACUUGAAAGUGGAAAAAAAUUCAUCUUUUUCGUCGUGGGAACCACAAAAUGUCGAAGAAGAUGUCUCGCUACCCUCAUGAUGCCAAGGUUUACGUCGGGGAGCUGGGAAACAACGCUAGCAAGCAGGAAAUCGAGGAUGCCUUCUCGUAUUACGGGCCGCUGAGGAACGUUUGGGUGGCCCGCAACCCGCCGGGCUUCGCCUUCGUCGAGUUCGAGGACGCGCGCGACGCCGAGGAUUCCGUCCGGGGGUUGGACGGCCGGACGAUCUGUGGGCGCCGGGCGCGCGUCGAGCUGUCCACCGGCAAGGGUGGUCGGGGUCUGCGCGGCGGAGAUCGCGGUGGUGGUGACCGUGGCCGGGGAGGUCCCCCGAGCAGCAAGAGUGGCCGCUUCCACCCGGACGAUCGGUGCUACGAGUGCGGCGGCCGGGGCCAUUACGCGCGGGACUGCAGCCGCCAUGGGCGGGGAGGAGGUGGCGGAGGACGCGGACGUAAAAGAUCCCGCAGCCGCAGUCCUCGGUCGCGUUCACGCGAACUGCGCACCCGUUCGCGCAGCUACAGCCGUGGGGCUUCCCGUAGCCGCAGCCGGGACCGUGACACCCGUGACCGUCGCACCCGGUCCAAGACGCCGACGAAGCGCGACAGAGCCACGCCCCGCGAGCGUUCGGUCAGCCGUGGCCACACCAAGUCACCGCGGCGCUCCGUUUCGAAGACCCGUUCCCGCAGCCGGUCCAGAACGCCCCGCUCGGUGUCUCGAUCCAGGUCCAGAUCGCACCGUCGCAACGGAGACUCCCACCACGAUUAGAGGGGGUGGACCACACAGACAUACACACACAAACAUGCUAAUUAUGACCUAUUGACGCAACAACACAAAAUUGAACAUAAAUGACGCCCUAUUGGUUGUGAGGAGCAUUUCUCCUCGACGCUGAUUUGGCACGCAACCAAAAAAAAAGAAGAACAUACUAUGAAAUACUUAAUCCGUAGACUAAGACACAACUUCAGCAUGAUGCUUUUGAAAAGUUUUUAGUUUGACAUAAUACUGGGACGACGAGUCCAAA